ACUUUUCUUGUUUCUUAAGGCCUUUCGUUGAGUACCUGCUGUGUGUGAGGCACCGUGCUGAGUCUCACCCCAUUUCGUCCCCCGUGACUCUGGGGAAGGACCUGCUUAUCUCUGAUUUCUGGAGUUCAGCACUAGACACCAUCAACAGAUGUCUUACGAAGCAUCUAGAACAGCUGAAGGCCCCUAUGGGGAGUCUUUCAGAAGCCCUGGGAAACCUGCAUCUUGGCUUAUCACCGGGUGAGUCAGCUGUGGCCACAGGCUCCAUCCCAGGAGACACCCUGGCCACAGGAAGCUCCCAUUGGAAGUGCGUGUGUUACGGCAUUGGGAACUUUGCCACCUGCGUCAUAGCCAGAAUCCAGCUAACGUUUCUGCUCCUCUUCCUGGAGAAAUGCCACAUCCCGAGAAGUCACUGCUGGGUGUAUGACCCUCUGUUUAGCCCACUCGAAAUUGCAGUUCUUCAGAGCCUUGGUGUGACUGUCCUCAGUGAGAAUGAGGAAGGAAAACGGAACGUUGGUGGUGAGCCCACCAUCUUUUACAUGCUGCACUGUGGGACGGCCCUGUAUAACAACCUCUUAUGGAGCAACUGGUCGGUCGAGGCGCUGUCCAGGGUGGUCAUCAUUGGGAACAGCUUCAGAGGCCUGGAGGAGAGGUUGUUGACAAGGAUUCUGCAGAAAAAUUACCCCUACGUUGCAAAGAUUUUAAAAGGACUGGAGGAGCUUGAAUUUCCUCAGACGUCCCAAUACAUGGACAUAUUUAACGAUACCUCUGUCCAGUGGUUCCCUGUACAGAAGCUCAAACAACUCUCCACGGACACGUGGGCGUUUCGGGAUGAACCCGAUUAUCAGGACUGUGAGGACCUGGAAAUCAUCAGGAACGGGACACAAGAAGCUUCAGCUGCUGACCUGAGCUCGCUGUAACGGGUUCGGGGCUGGCUGAGGCAGCGGCCCCGAGACUAAAGGGAGGGGGUGCCGCGGAGGGGCUGCAGGGCACGCCUGUCUGCAGAGGGCACAUUCCGUGGCUUCCUGCUUAGAGGAGGAUCGCUGCAGCAGGGCGCAGUGGAAAGGUCGUGCGCUUUAAGUCGCUUCCUUGGUGACCUGGCCCGCUAGGGAGUAUCUCCUGAAUAGAGACGCUACUCUGCAA
This is a messenger RNA of Equus quagga, 1140 nucleotides long. RefSeq names its product SRR1 domain containing (gene SRRD). The transcript is spliced from 8 exons. Lineage: Eukaryota; Metazoa; Chordata; Mammalia; Perissodactyla; Equidae. Gene Ontology annotation, cellular component: cytoplasm; nucleus. Gene Ontology annotation, biological process: microtubule-based process. The annotation marks the transcript as partial. The record is from RefSeq and is a predicted model, not a curated record.